Messenger RNA from Charadrius vociferus (killdeer), 1161 nucleotides. RefSeq names its product SRY (sex determining region Y)-box 7 (gene SOX7). The transcript has 2 exons. Gene Ontology annotation, molecular function: DNA-binding transcription factor activity, RNA polymerase II-specific; RNA polymerase II cis-regulatory region sequence-specific DNA binding. Lineage: Eukaryota; Metazoa; Chordata; Aves; Charadriiformes; Charadriidae. The record is from RefSeq and is a predicted model, not a curated record. Gene Ontology annotation, biological process: anatomical structure morphogenesis; cell differentiation; regulation of DNA-templated transcription. The coding region runs from base 1 to 1161 and encodes 386 amino acids.
AUGCGCGUCUCCGGGGGGGAGCGGGGCAAAGUUCUGAAAAGCCGCACGAGUUUCCCCCUGCCGUACCUGGGGGAGAUCAACCCGUGUUACCCCCCACGGCGCGGAGGGAAGAGCGAGGACCGGGAGAACCCGUCAAGCGGCUCCGAGAGCCUCCGGACAUCAGCGGCAGAGGCAGAAGGUCGAACGCGUGUCCCGUCCCUGCUCAGCGCCUUAUCCUCCCCCCAGAGCUUUCCUCCCCAUCCUCGGGAAGGCGGCAAGUCCUGGAAGGCUCUGAGCCUCUCGCAGAAGCGUCCCUACGUGGAGGAGGCUGAGCGGCUGCGGGUGAAGCACAUGCAAGAUUACCCCAACUACAAGUACCGGCCUCGGCGGAAGAAGCAGGUCAAGCGGAUCUGCAAGAGGGUGGACCCCGGGUUUUUGCUGGGCAGCCUGACGCGGGACCAAAACGCUGUGCCGGAGAAGCGGACCUGCGGCCGAGCUGGUGGGGAGAAAGAGGGACCGGGUGAGUACCCACCUCGCCCGGGGUUGCCGACCGGCCGGGGAUACCGGGAUGCACCGGGCAGCAGCAACGGCAGCAGCACCAGCGUGGACACCUACCCCUACGGGCUGCCCACCCCUCCGGAGAUGUCACCGCUGGAUGCCAUAGACCCCGAGCAGAGCUUCUUCUCCUCGCCCUGCUCCGAUGAACAUCACCGCUCCCACCUCGCCGGAGCCACCUACUCCCCGGAGUACGCGGGCAGCUCCCUCCCGUGCAACCACCACCCUCUCAGCCCCAUCCCACCGCCGGCCACCUGCAUGAUCCCCCCGGCCUCCAGCUGCCCUCCUCUUCCUCCUCCUCCUCCUCCUGCCAGCUACUACACACCCGCCUUCCCCUCCCUGCACCCCCCCAACCUCCAUGCCCACCUGGGCCAGCUCUCCCCACCACCCGACCACCACAGCUUUGACACCUUGGACCAGCUGAGCCAAGCUGAGCUCCUGGGGGAGAUGGACCGCAACGAGUUUGACCAAUAUCUCAACAACCCUGGCCAUGGUGACCACCAUGGUGGGGUCCUGGUCAACGGACACGUCCCGGCGGCUGGCAGCUCCCAUGCCUCCGAGACCAGCCUCAUCUCCGUCCUUGCCGAUGCCACGGCCACCUACUACAAUAACUACAGUGUCUCCUAG